GCACAAGGUGGGAGAGAUGUGCUUUGAUAUUCGGAGGAGGUCUGAAUCGAGGAGGCAGUCGGCCUGCGAAUGCACCGAGUGAAACAAACCAGGUAGAGUCUAAUCGACAACGAUGACCUCCUGGCAAACGAUCAAGGAUGGCGAGUGACCACAGCGAUGGCGUCUCCCUAUGCUCUGUCGAAGCAACGUUGCGCUUGCUCCCGUUGGGCGUCAAGCACCUUCUAGUCCUGACUGCUCUCGUGCGCCCGAAGGCAAGCUCGCAGAAGACGCGGCAGCAACACUGCGGGGCGCGGCUCAGGACUGAGCCAUUGACGCGUGGCAACAAGUCAAUAUCCGGCUUUGUUGCUUCCUCACCAUACCCAAUUGCGCAUCGCACUCAGAUUAUGAGCAAUCCUCCACCUUUCGGCCGACAGGUGGGGUUGAUACUGCCCGAAGGGUAUAUGCCUGGCCAUGGCAGAGUCGAGAUUGUCAUGCCCCCUCCAGGGCUAAUGCGGCAUGUCAAUGUCUUCCUCCCACCGGGAGAGGCGACAGAACGGCUCGACUUUGUGGUGUCUCCUGACAUCGCAACCUCUCAAGCCACUUCUGAGGCUGCUGUGCCUUCUUCACGUCCCCUCGCUCCUGGUCUGAGACUGGUUUUCCCUCCAGAACAGAGUCAGGAUGAUGUCAAUAUCUUCCUGACUCGAUCAGUCAACCCAAGGGCCGUCCCUCGUUCAGCAGCCACGCCCACAGUACCUGCGCGCGAUUCUCCUCAAGCGCAAGAAGAAGAUGCGGGAGAGCACGAGCAAGACAAUGGGGAAAAGGAACCGGCAGCAGAAGGCAUACACCCUGAAGAAACCAGACAGCCGGAAGAAGGCAGACAGGAAGAAGAAAGGGGAGAGCAAGAAGAAUGGGGACAGCAAGAAGAAUGGGACCAGCAAGACGAAGAACACGAAUCAAGCCCCCGUCCCAGACGAAAUCUAGGCAAAGCACGGCAGAUUUCCGACAGCGAGGAGUAUGACUCGGCUCGCAGUAACGAUGGAGAGGACAGUCAAGUCUUUCCCGAAACCCCUCCAGGCAUGUGUUCCGAAAUCUGGUCCUCGGACGAUUAUCACCCGUCCAGCUCGGUGUCUCCGACUCCAUCUACACAACGCAAGCGAAAAGCUUCAAAGAAGCAGAAACGCGAGGACCAAGAGAUGGCAACACUGCUGAGAAUUUCGAAGGCGAAGAAGGCCAAGGCCGACAAAGCCAAGGCAGACAACGCCAGAGCCUCUCGUGCGUCAGUCGGCAACGCUGUUGCUUCCUCCUCUUCUUUGCCAGCCCCGCACUUUGCUGCCCAGCUGGAGCGUGAGACCAUCAAACGUCCCAGUUACAUCGACUUCUGUACAGUCUUUAACAAGCUUGAAGAGCAGAUCGCAAGGGAGGGCAAAACUCUUGGGUGGGCAGACAAAACUGUAGAUGCUGCGUCGAUUCCUCUGGGCAAGUUUCCCAACAGUGCGAUCCUGUUCUGGUAAGGUCUUUGAGUCUUGUGUACCUUGAGCAAAGACGAUUAAGACUGACGCAACUUUUGAUCUGACGAACCAGGCACUCGAGCGACCAAAUGAUGGGCCAAUACGAAGGGGAAACUGGUCUAUCCAAAAGGACACAGCUCGAGUACUUUGGGCUACUCGCCCAUCUGCAAAUCAUUGAACUUCUGAAAUCGCUGCGAAGAUUUCCUUCCAAGAGACCGCAAGUGAAGCAGAUCUGGAGGACUCUUUUGACGCCCUACAUGACGCAGAGCUCUCUCAGGCAGGCUUUUGCCCCCAACUUCCCUGUUGAUAUGCGAAGGACUUUGGACCGAAACGAGACAGAUCGACUGCUGGACAUGUGUGAGACGU
Microstroma glucosiphilum is the source of this 1853-nucleotide messenger RNA. RefSeq lists its product as hypothetical. The record is from RefSeq and is a predicted model, not a curated record. Lineage: Eukaryota; Fungi; Basidiomycota; Exobasidiomycetes; Microstromatales; Microstromataceae. Bases 138 to 1490 code for a protein of 450 amino acids. The transcript has a single exon.